AACAGGCUGGUGGAUCGGUGUGAGCGGCUCCAGCUGCAGAGCGCGGCCAUCGCCCGGCACCUGGAUGAGGUGCUGCCUGCCAAGGACCAGGGAGUCCUGAACUCAGCCAAUGCGGCGCGGGAGCUGGUGAUCCAGCGACUCAUCUUCGUGGGGAAAGCCUGUGAGAAUGAGGAGCAGAGGCUGCUGGAGAAGGUGCAUGCAGAGGAGGAACGAGCACGCCAGAGCAUCCUGACCCAGCAGGCACACUGGACGGAGGCUCUGCAGAAGUUGGCUGCUCUCCGCACCUACCUGGUGGACAUGAUCACCAGCCUGGAUGACCAGGGCCUGGUGCGUGCUGAACAAGAGAUCUUCGAGAGGACAGAGGUGGCAGAAGGAAUCUUAGAGCCACAGGAGUCCCAGAAGUUAAACUUUAAUCAGACCUGUGUUCAGAGUCCACUGCUGCAUCGACUCUGGGCCACUGCUGUGCUCUGCUGCCUCACAG
Molecule: messenger RNA, 481 nt
Organism: Acanthisitta chloris (rifleman)
Lineage: Eukaryota; Metazoa; Chordata; Aves; Passeriformes; Acanthisittidae
Product: B box and SPRY domain-containing protein-like
Exons: 4
Source: RefSeq, a predicted model, not a curated record